Molecule: messenger RNA, 617 nt
Organism: Seminavis robusta
Lineage: Eukaryota; Bacillariophyta; Bacillariophyceae; Naviculales; Naviculaceae
Source: the annotation of a GenBank genome assembly
ACUUGAUAGCUGACAAGAGAACUGUCAAUUUCACAAAGAAGGCUGUGGAAAAGAUGCUUCAGAAGGAACACUGCAGGCUUUUCAUGAAAAGGUACCGCAUCAAGGAUCCCAUCCCAGUUUGCAUUGUUUCAACCUCGGAACUGAAAGUAGAUGUGUAUGGGAAGAGGAUGCUUGACGAUGAAGCUAACAUGGAAUCAAGUGAUGAUGAUGAAACGGUUGGUGGGGACUUGGAGGAGUUGAAAGUCGACUUGUAUGGUAAUAAGAAACUGUCGUGCAAAGAUGACAGCAGCGACCAUAGUAGCAACGAUGAGUCAGAAUCAGAUGAGAGAGGAGGGAGAAUGCAGAGAGAGGACCAAGUAUAUGAAAUUGUCUUGGAUUCCUCGGAUGAGGAGGGCGACGAAGAGCUGUACCGUCCUGUAUUCCCGAAACAAUCUGAGAUGGUAAAGGCUGUCAGAAAACAAACUGCUCCUCCUGCCACAAAAGCAAACAGGGUCUCUAUUGGAAGUGUCAAUAAUAAACUGGAGGCUAAGGAAGGCAACAAUAAAGCAGAAAGUCUGUCGUCCUGCUCAUCCGAUGACAAUGAAGUGGCGUUCACCAUGAAGUUUACGUGAAGGGAG